Molecule: messenger RNA, 2856 nt
Organism: Etheostoma cragini (Arkansas darter)
Lineage: Eukaryota; Metazoa; Chordata; Actinopteri; Perciformes; Percidae
Product: speckle-type POZ protein
Exons: 10
Coding region: 241-1365 (374 amino acids)
Biological process (GO): regulation of proteolysis; proteasome-mediated ubiquitin-dependent protein catabolic process
Cellular component (GO): nucleus; cytoplasm
Molecular function (GO): ubiquitin protein ligase binding
Source: RefSeq, a predicted model, not a curated record
AUUGGCUCCGAGAUAACAGGGGGCGCUCUGUGUGAGUCGUUCUGCGGGUUCUACAGACAGCUAGCCUGCUAGCAAACAACAGAAGAUCCCAGACCACUAGCGUCAUAAUUUAACCCAACACAAAGGGGGCAAAUUGCUUCCAUCUGGCGUAUACCGAUGCAGAUGGAUGUCAGAGGUGAAUAUUGACGUGUGGAAGUGACUUCUCCUCACCCUCUCGCCCCACCUUCUGUCACGCUGGCAAUGUCAAGAGUCCCGAGUCCCCCUCCCCCUGCGGAAAUGUCCAGCGGGCCAGUGGCCGAGAGCUGGUGUUACACACAGAUCAAAGUGGUGAAGUUCUCUUACAUGUGGACCAUCAACAACUUCAGCUUCUGUCGUGAGGAGAUGGGCGAGGUCAUCAAGAGCUCCACCUUCUCUUCUGGGGCCAAUGACAAGCUGAAAUGGUGUUUGCGAGUGAAUCCAAAGGGCCUGGAUGAGGAGAGCAAAGACUAUCUGUCUCUUUACCUGCUGCUGGUCAGCUGUCCGAAGGCCGAGGUGCGCGCCAAGUUCAAAUUUUCCAUCCUCAACGCCAAGGGAGAGGAGACCAAAGCCAUGGAAAGCCAGAGAGCAUAUCGCUUUGUCCAGGGCAAAGACUGGGGCUUUAAAAAGUUCAUCCGGAGAGACUUCCUCCUAGAUGAGGCCAACGGCCUUUUACCCGAUGACAAGCUCACACUCUUCUGUGAGGUGAGUGUGGUACAGGACUCGGUCAACAUAUCUGGGCAGAACACCAUGAACAUGGUGAAGGUGCCUGACUGCCGGCUAGCAGAUGAGCUGGGGGGCCUGUGGGAGAACUCACGCUUCACAGACUGUUCCCUUUGUGUGGCUGGACAGGAGUUUCAGGCCCACAAAGCCAUCCUGGCAGCACGUUCGCCUGUAUUCAGCGCCAUGUUUGAGCACGAAAUGGAAGAGAGCAAAAAGAACCGUGUGGAGAUCAACGAUGUGGAGCCGGAGGUUUUCAAGGAGAUGAUGUGCUUCAUUUACACGGACAAGGCUCCCAACCUGGACAAGAUGGCUGACGACUUGCUGGCAGCAGCUGACAAGUAUGCUCUUGAGAGACUGAAGGUAAUGUGCGAGGACGCGCUGUGCACCAGUCUGUCUGUGGAAAAUGCAGCUGAGAUCCUCAUCCUGGCUGACCUGCACAGCGCCGACCAGCUCAAAACACAGGCCGUCGACUUCAUCAACUACCAUGCUGCAGAGGUGAUGGAGACAGCAGGUUGGAAGUCCAUGGUGGCGUCUCAUCCACACCUGGUGGCCGAAGCUUACCGCUCCCUGGCUUCAGCCCAGUGCCCUUUCCUCGGUCCCCCACGCAAGCGCCUCAAACAAUCCUAACAGCAAGACGUCUACGCUCGUGAACACCCACACAUGCAUAUACAUACAAAGACACACAGAUCCCCCCCCUCACGCAGGGACAACCUUUCCCAUGUCGUUACCUACUACACUACUUACAGCUUCCCCCGAAUCUCCCACUUCUGCCCUGUCCAAACCUGCUGUAUUUAGUCUCUUCUAAAGAUGGAGGAAAGAAAAGGAGGACGUGGAAGAGAGGGGCAGGUGGGCUUAUGAAGUGGAUGUUUGUUGUUUACAAAAAACACAACACCCCUCCCCUUUGCUCCUCGGCUCUGGUUUAGUGAAGUCCGACAUUGUGCUCUUUUCCGUGUGUUAAAGCUAAAUCCCUCAGCAUUGUUGUUAGUUCCUAUUUUGGAAUCCGUUCGGGAGGAAGGACUAAACACAACAACCCAAAAAGAGCCAACUGUCUGUGGAGGAGAAAAGGACAAGCCCCCAAACUAAUGGACACAUGGGCCUGUAAGGGACUAAAGAAGAAGUGGAAAUGGGCCUGUUAGUUAUAAACUAGAAGCCCCCGCACCCCUCCCCUCUGAGAAAGACAACCAAGGGCUAGUCAAAAAAAGCAGAUAUGGGACAAACUCAUCAUUUGUUCUCCCAAAGAAAGUUGGGAAACUAAACUUGCACUAAAGUCACAGGUCACCCCUCAUUAACCAGCAGUAAAGUAGAAAUACUGUAGGCAAGCACACAUUGAAGCAAGCUUCAUGGACUAAAGAUCCAGCUGGACCACUAAGAACAAGUUCCCUUUAAGAAAAUUGAUCAGCAAGUGACAGAAUCAACACACAUACUCCCAUAUAGAACUCUGCUUCAUCUGCGCCUUUUAAGUAGCUGGGGAAAAAGUAUAGAGGGAUACAAAAAAUAGCAAUGCACAGCUGGAUGUCAUUCUUGGGGAAAUUGUAUUUUGUGUGUGGAUAUGUCUUUGUUGCCCUUGAGAUAAAAAUAAAGAAAUAAUCCAAGGUGUCAAUGGACAAACCAACCACGAGACAAUAAAUGAAGGGGGGAGAGAGAAAUGUUGACUAAAGGAUUCCAAAUGACAUUAAGAUUUAAUCGGGCAUGUUAAUGUUUUUUAUGACCGAUUUCUUAUGUUUUUUUCCCCCUCAGAACUGUCAUUUCUAUUUUUUUCAUAGGAAUUUGUACAGAAACUAGUGUUUUUUGAAGCUGUGUAAACGAAGCAUUUUCAACCGUGUAAUUGAAAAGAAAAAACGGACAGAUGUUUUUUUUGCAGGUGUAAAGAAUAAGGGGAAAUUAAAUUGAAAUGAACACGUUUUAAUGUUCAGAAUGUGAAAGAAUUGCACACCAAGGCAAACCACAUGAAAUACAUUUGAAGUUAUAAUUUUAACCUGGGGGGAAAUUGUAAUUGAUAGAAGGAACCGUUGUUGAUUCUUUCCUGUAGAUAUUGCUGGUUAUGAGAAGUGACACUUAGUUGUUGCCAUUUUUUUGUUCCCAAAAGAUUAAACUACAACUAUUUUGUAUUGAAUGCAA